Messenger RNA from Macrobrachium nipponense, 2421 nucleotides. Its product is annotated as golgin subfamily A member 6-like protein 24. NCBI's taxonomy places the organism in Eukaryota, Metazoa, Arthropoda, Malacostraca, Decapoda, Palaemonidae. The transcript has a single exon. Bases 1 to 2421 code for a protein of 806 amino acids. The record is from RefSeq and is a predicted model, not a curated record.
AUGACUCUACUGAAUCUUAUUGUUUACUUAUCAAGUUGUAUGGCUCUGGUCCAACUAGUUGGAUCAGUGAUAUCUACCAAUUGUUAUAAAUUUGGAAUCCAGUUCGCUGGAUUGUGUCCACUAAUAGAAUCUGGAAUGACUGGAACAAGGACUCCAGACGACAGGAGGGGCGCCAUCAAGAUCAACGUAAUGGAAGUAGAAGGACGUGAGGAGGUUGUAGACAAGGCGUUGAAUCAGUUGAAAAAUGAUCUGGACGAAACUUCAGGAAGGAACCAAGAACUCCUGAAGGAAAACAUGAAAUUGCUGGAGAAGGAGGGAGCUCUUAGGCAACGCAUCGAUGAACUCCAGAAAGUGUUGAUUCGGCAAGAGGUCGACCACCGCCAUCAGCUCGCCGUCCUGAGAGAAGAAGCCGACAGGGCGGCUGAAGACCAGGCGGCGAAAAUGAAAGAUUUGCAGGAGGAAUAUGACAAUGUGAAUGGCGCCUUGGGUUGGAUGGUGAUUGAAAUCGAUAUGCUGAAAGCCGACAUCGCUCGGAAAGCCGUCAAACUGGCCACCGGCGAGAAGGAACUGUUGGCUCUGCAGGAGAGAGCGAAUGGCGCGGAAGCGGAGAACUCGAGGUUAAGGGAGAUCAUCGCAGACGACGAAAGACGGCUCCUCCAAGUUCCACAGGAGGAGGAUAUUGCCGCUCUCAAAUUCGACGUGGCACUGAAGGAAAGAGAAAUCGCGGAGGUUAGAAGAGCUCUCGACGAAGAAAGCCGAAGGAACAUAAUCCUGCAGUCUCAAAUAGAAACACUGAAAUCCCGCGUUUCUAAACAAGAAGAAAAUGGUGAUGAAAACGCCGAGACGAAGCAGGAGACGAAAGAGGGACUCAAAACAAGAGAAGAGAGAGCAGAAGACGACGACGUUAGGAAAGCAAUAGGAGUGUUAACAGAGGGACAAGCAGCGCUACAGAGACGGAUGAACGAAGAACUGGAGAAGAGAGAGAAGAUGGAACAACUGCUCGAGAGUCUUCUGAAUAAAGUGGAAGAAAAGCCAGGGCGGACAACUGAGGCCAAACGGCAAGAAUGCUCGGAAGAAGAAGAAGACGAGGACAGGGAGGAGGUUGUUAGUGAAUCGUUGUACGCUUAUUAUAGUGAUUCGGCCUACUGUCUGCUGGCCACGGAAGAAUUCGCCAGGUUAGAAGAAGGCAGGACGGAGGAAGAAGCCGAAGACGAAGCUAGUAUGUCUAGAAGGACGAGGAAGGGGAAGAAAAGGAAGAGACCCCUGGCCUGUAGAUUCAGAGCCAAACGUUGGAAGCUACAAGAAAGGAGCUCGGUGUUAGAAUCCACCGCCCAGAUAGGAGAAGGGAAAAAGGCACAAAAUAAAAAGAAGAAGAACAGGACGACGACGACGAAGCGCCAUCUAAACUACUACGAGGACAUGCCCGAGACUCAGGCGCUGCGCAAGGAGCUGGACAGGCAAGACCAGGAGCAGCUGUACCUGAAGGACCAACUCAGCAACCGAAAAGUCAGAUACCAACGUCUCCGAGAUGAACUGGGCGCCAAAAAACUAGAGAACAUGGUACUAGAGGAUAAAGUUGCUGAGAUGAAAGAAAACGUUCGAAUAGUCAAUGCAGCGGCGGAGGAUCUUGAGAAGCAGCUGAACAGGGCGAACUGCAUCGUUACCCAACAGGACGAGGAAAUUGACGUCUUGAAACGUAAACUUCAAGAGAUGAAUUUAAUCAAUAAAAAGAAAUCGAAAAUAUGUGACGAGAAGGGAGACGAGUUCUUCCAGUGCGCGAGACAGAAGGCAAAGCUGGAAGAGCAGGUCGAGGAACUACAGAGGGAAAACGAGAAGAUGCGGAGGGAAGGAGACUCGAGGAUGUGUGAACUAGAGCAGAAGAAGCGCCAGCUACACCUCUUGGAAGAAGAGCUGAAGGCGAAGGAUGAAGAACUCAAGAGGGAAAUCGAAAAAAACCCUGAGAACUUGGGGCUGGUGGAUGCCCUGGAGGGUCGCCUGCAACGCAUCAUUCGUCAAAAGGACGAAUUGGCCCACCAAGAGGAACAACUAUUUUUGAUGUGUCGUCAUCAAAGGAUGUUGAUAGAAAGAUACAAGCAUGUGAUAGAUCUGCUGUUGGCUUGGCGAGAGAAAGUCAGGAGGAAAUUAGAAGAUUUUCAAUCUCGUACUCGCCAACCUUCAUUAGCGGGGGAGGACAGGCACAAGGAGAAUGAAGGAAACAGGACAUGGAAGGAAUCAGAGUCCAGGAUCGUGUGGGAAGACCUGGAGAGGGAUGAGCAAAUAAAAGUUGAGGGAGCGAGGGGAAAGGCAUCCAGAGGGAUACCAGAAGGCAUCCAGAAGGAUACCAGAAGGCAUCCAGAGGGAUACCAGAAGACAUACAGAGGGAUACCAGAGGCAUACCAGAAGAUAAUUCUGUGGGAAUAA